AUGGCCGAACAAUCCUCACUUUCAGAGUUCAUCGACGCCCCCGCCCUUUUUCACCCAGAGGCUGAAAAAGAAAAAACAUCAUUGGGUCAGGUAAUCAGAUAUGGCGGUGAGAAUUACUUGGCGGGUUUCUCAACCCGUAAUAAAUUAGCUAUGAGAAAUGAUGAGGGGUCAACUUCAACUCUCAAAGUUGAGAUAGCGAAUCAUCGAGAUAUUCCAUUCGUGUCAUACGACAUAGAAGAAGCCAAAGAGAAUGUUAAUAAAAUCCCCCAUUAUGUUCUUCGAAUCUAUGGACAUCUCGUUAAUGGCCAGAAGGCAGUCUUCACCAUUACUGGUAUCAAGGUAUUUUUCGAUAUUCGCGUUUCUGAAAAUGCAAGUAUUCCUAAAUUCUGGUCCAAAAUAAAGCACUUACUCGCUACUGAAAAAGACAGCCAGGUGAAUAGAGUAAACAUGAAUCUUAUCCGAAGGGAGUGCAUAAAGGCAUAUCCUAUUCGUGGCUACCAUGCGGAAAAAAAGUCUUAUCUUCGCAUCAUUGCACCUAAUAAAGAUAUAAGGUUCACUGCUCUCGAUAUUAUUUUAAAUUAUAAUUCGAAGGUUGAUCAAGAAAAUAGGAUAGAAACCGCUUCAGAUGAUACGGGCACAUAUUACCGUAAAGUCGCAAGAGAGUAUAGAAUACCACUUUCUGGAUGGGGGUUAAUAAGCGACUACAAAUAUAAUUUCAGUGCACCUUAUUAUGCGAAAUCCCAAUAUUGUCCGCAUGCAUUUUAUGUUCACAUUGGUAAUUUCCAACCCAUAGUUGAUUUUGGAUCACUUUAUAAAAUUUAUCCAUCUUCUCUCUUUUCUCGUGACCGAGCAUUAGUUCUAACAUGGGACAUAGAAACAUACGAUUCGCGUGGGUUAGGUAAUGUCCCACAAGCAGAAAAUGAUACAGCUCAAGUUUUUAUGAUCUGUAUGACAGUUCACUGGAAAGAUGACCCAAAACCACUAGAACAAAUACGUCUCGUUGAUUUUGAGACGGCACCAGAUCCACGUUGCAUGACCAUCAUAUGCGGGAAUCAGACCAAUCUCUUAAAGGCAUUUGCUCUAUGUUGGAAAUCUUUUGCCCCAGACAUCCAGCUUGGCUUUAACGAUUCUGGAUAUGAUUGGCCAUUUAUAGUGGAGAAGGCUACAAAAUUAAAGGUUCUUGACUGGAUGGUCCAACAAAUGUCAGCAAAUCCUCGUAAGACAGCCAAUAUUCAAUCCAUUCUCAUUUGGAAUUAUUUCGGUGGAACUGGAAAGCCAUUAAGCAUUGGUUUCUUUUAUAGGGACCAAUGGGCGAAGAAAACGGACAGGAACUUCAGAAGAACAGAAGGUCGUGAAUCUAUUAACAUCAAAUUUGGUACCAAUAAUUUGAGCUUUGAAUCAUCUUUUCUUAAGCUUCCCGGAUGCGUACCAAUUGACGUUUGCGCGAGUUUGUUGCAACUUUUCCCCCGUUCAGAGAGAAGAUCACUCAAAUACUUCUUAGAAGAUUGUGGUCUCGACAGCAAAGCCGAUUUACCUAUGAGCAAAUUAUGGAAGUACUAUUCAGAAGCGAGGGGUAGGAUUUCAGACUCUUCUACUGAAAAUAUGCACGAAAUAGCUAAUUACUGUACCAUAGACGCCUUACGUUGUCAGGAGCUCGCGGUCAGGCAUAAUAUAAUAAAUGAUUAUAGAGAAGUUGCUUCGAUAGCAUAUAUAACUCUAUUUGAUACACAUUAUUAUGCCAUAGGGACAAAAGUAUCCAACCUCUUGGGUGCGGAAGCAUGGACCCAGGACAUACUAUUUAGCAUGAAAACUUCCGAUCAGAAAGCAUCUGGGAAGUUUCCGGGAGCAUAUGUUUUCCCGCCAGUAAAGGGUCUCAAAAAUAAACGUCCUGUCACUGGUUUAGACUUUAGAUCCUUGUAUCCUAGCAUAAUUAUGACUUACAACCUCUCACCCGAGAAGAUGGUCUCAACACUUUCGGAAGCAGAUGAGUUAGAAAGAGAGAAUAAAGUACUUCACAAUAUCGAGUUCAAGUAUAAUGGUAAUCCUAUACGAGCCUGGACUAUACGGCAUGGGAAUAAGCCUGAUCAGAAAGGUCUUUUCCCAAAGAUAUUGGAGAGAUUGGGGAGAAUGCGAAAUGAAAUAAAAGCCCAGCUAAAGCCUAUUGGAAAGAAAAAGGAAUAUAUGGGAAAGGUCAAAAGUAGAAUGGAUGGAUCCCAAAGGGAUCAUGCCAGCGGAUCUAUCUCAAUAGCGGAUGCAAUCAAAGAUGUUUUGUCCUCGACGAAGAAUGUGAAGAAGCGUACUGAGAUGGUUAAAAUCUUAGAUCCUUUUAUUGAUUUAUCAUAUGAUAAUUUUAUAAAAGAAUACAGUUCUGUCUGCUUUGCCUAUGAUUCUUUAAAUUCUAAGCAGAAAGCCAUUAAAUUGUAUAUGAAUUCAUUCUAUGGUGUGACGGGCAGAAGUGGCUCCCCAUUCUACAUACUCGAACUUGCUGGAGGUGUUACUUCGGCUGGGCAAGAAAUUAUCAAACGUGUUGCAGAGUACGUUAGAAAGAAAGGCUUUAGGAUAAAAUACGGUGAUACCGAUUCCUUAUAUCUCAUUUGUCCAGAUUCCUGCUAUGAUAAAUACGAUCUGGCUUAUAAUGAUGGGAAGGGAGAAAUCUUUAAACUAGAGUAUUGGACCGAGAUGGUCAAGACUACUAUGGGUGUAAUGGAAAAAUUGCGCAAUGAUGUGAAUACUUUCCUCAGGCUCAAGACUAGUUCAGAUUAUCUUAAAAUGGCCUACGAGGAAGUACUAUUUCCAGUAGCGUUUACCGGAAAGAAAAAAUAUUUUGGCAUUGACCAUGAAGAGACUCCUAACUUCGAACCAAGAGAGCCUUUUAUAAGGGGAAUAGAUACUGUGAAGCAGGAAGGUCGUGAAUCUAUUAACAUCAAAUUUGGUACCAAUAAUUUGAGCUUUGAAUCAUCUUUUCUUAAGCUUCCCGGAUGCGUACCAAUUGACGUUUGCGCGAGUUUGUUGCAACUUUUCCCCCGUUCAGAGAGAAGAUCACUCAAAUACUUCUUAGAAGAUUGUGGUCUCGACAGCAAAGCCGAUUUACCUAUGAGCAAAUUAUGGAAGUACUAUUCAGAAGCGAGGGGUAGGAUUUCAGACUCUUCUACUGAAAAUAUGCACGAAAUAGCUAAUUACUGUACCAUAGACGCCUUACGUUGUCAGGAGCUCGCGGGACAAAAGUAUCCAACCUCUUGGGUGCGGAAGCAUGGACCCAGGACAUACUAUUUAGCAUGA
This is a messenger RNA of Rhizophagus irregularis DAOM 181602=DAOM 197198, 3279 nucleotides long. Lineage: Eukaryota; Fungi; Glomeromycota; Glomeromycetes; Glomerales; Glomeraceae. The record is from RefSeq and is a predicted model, not a curated record.